GUUCGUCCUCCCUGUCUCUCUCGACUCUCUCUCUCCCGCCCCGAGCCAGCCCGUCGCCGCCCACCCUUGUCGCGCUGCGUCGCGCCGCUGCCGCCCACCCUCGCUGCGUCUCAUCUCCUCCCCAAAUCUCUCUCUCUCUCUUCGCGAUCUCUCCCUCUUUGAGAGAUAGUCGCCGCCGCUGCCGAGGCAAGUUCCGGCCAUAGAAGCACGCCCCCCCUCUGUCCUCCCCGGCCGCAGCAACGUCAGCCACCAAGCUCGUCGCACUUCCCUCGUCUCCCUCUUAAUCGCCACUUUUAGCCACUGCUGCGCCGGGAUACGCCGUCGACAUCUUGUUCGCCGCUUUCAGUCGCCAUUGUGCCUUCUACCGAAACCCUAUGCAUCGAUUUUGGUCAUUGUGCGGCUCUGCCACCAGAAUUCCCAAAUUACAAAGCCCUUCUACGGUUAGUGUUCUCGACGUUCCUAUCGAAAGCCACUUUUGAAGAAGCAUAGGUUUUAAUACAUUAUAGAAUACCUGUCUAGAGUUGAUGUCCGAUUGAUAUUGGAUUCGAAGGCUGCUUGUAUCAGAGGUUGUAGGCAUAUUUGUGUUAUGUUAGUUAAUUGUGGGGUUUAAUUAUGUUUUUGAACUAUGAUUUAUUGCCUAAGCUCUGCAGUUGGGGGAAAUGCACAUGAAGUGUUUGUGAAAUUGCUUGAGGGGAAAUUUAGGUUUUUUUUUUGUUUUAUUUGUUAUUUUCCUAGUUCUGUAUGUGAGUUGCUAGCUUUGUUUGUGAACUAUAUGUGGGGAAAUUAUAAUGUUUUGUUAGAUUAUAGAGAGUAAUUGUGAUUAACUUGAAAUGAUUUUGGAGAUUUAUAGUCUUUAGGCGCGUGGUUUGUGGGAGAUCAGCAAAUGUGAAAGUAGAGCUUUGAUAACUCCUUAGGUGCGUGUCCAACUUAUUAAUUUUGGGAAAUCUAGUGAUACUAAUAGAAGGUGGGUCGAGGAUGCUUUCGUAAUUAAGUUAGAAAGAGUAGCUCUGUAAAGUUUGUAUCUUUUGUGGGUGAUUUUGCUUUAUUUGAUGGUUUCAGUAACUUCUCACAUCUAUGAAAGAAAUAAACCAAGUCUCUGUGUGCGUGCUCCCUGCAUAGUUGCUAAAAUUUUGAAGAUGUAGCUGUUGGUUUGGGGUGGUUGAUGAAAGGUUGAUGAAAGGUGGUUGAUGUAGCUGUUGGUUUGAAGAAAUAAACCAAGUCUCUGACCGUGUAGUCACCUGUAAUUUUCUCCUUUGUGGGUUGAUUGAUGAAAGGUGGUGACUUGGAUAAAAUUUAUUAAGAAAUAAGCCAUCAAAGGAGACUAGUGAAGGUAGGAUUGUGCUCCUGUGAUCUCAUAGUUGAUCUGAUACAUUUCAACUAAAUAAGUGGUUUUGAGUGUAAAGUGUCUUCUCCUAGCUAGCUCCCACAUUAGAUCUCCAAAAAGCUUGCCUUCUCUCAUCCACACCCUCCACUGUGUGUUCUUGAUCUUCAUCAUCACUCAGAGAUAUGGUUUCCAAUCACUUGCUUCUUGAAGAGCCCAUCAGAAUGGCCUCCAUUCUUGAGCCCAGCAAACCUAAUUUCUUUCCAGCCUUGACAAAGAUAGUUGGAACGCUCGGCCCCAAAUCAAGAUCGGUCGAGGCCAUCUCCGGCUGCCUGCAAGCUGGGAUGUCUGUUGCUCGCUUUGAUUUUUCAUGGGGUGAUGCUGAAUUUCACCAAGAGUCAUUGGAGAAUUUGAGAAUGGCUAUCAAGAGCACCAAAAAGCUCUGUGCUCUCAUGCUCGACACCGUGGGCCCUGAGCUGCAAGUUGUGAACAAGACUGAGCAUCCUAUCUCCCUCGAGGAAGAUUCCACAGUCGUUCUAACGCCUGAUCAAGACAAGGAAGCUACUCCCAAUUUGCUUCCCAUCAAUUUCACAGGCUUAUCCGAGGCGGUGAAGACGGGGGAUACUAUAUUUAUCGGUGAAUAUCUGUUUACUGGAAGUGAAACAACCUCAGUGUGGCUUGAGGUCACAGAGGUGAAAGGGAAGGAUGUGGUUUGUUUGAUCAAGAAUUCUGCCACCUUGGCUGGAUCAUUGUACACUCUCCAUGCAUCUCAGAUUCGCAUCGAGCUUCCUACUCUGACCGAUAAAGAUAAGGAGGCAGUGAUGCAAUCCUGCUAGGAGCAGAAACAGUGAGGGGGCUUUACCCUGUAGAGACUAUAUCCGUUGUUCGUAAGAUUUGUGCUGAGGUUAGUUCAUCAUGUAAAAACCAACUGUUUUUCAGACACGAGACGAGACAAGAUUAUUCGAUUAUAUGUUGUUUGCGGGCAGAAAAGGUUUACAAUCAGAAUCUCUACUUCAAGAAGACAGUGAAGUUUGUUGGGGAACCAAUGAGUCACCUUGAAUCGAUUGCCUCAUCUGCUGUCCGAGCUGCUAUCAAGGUCAAGGCAUCAGUCAUCAUCUGUUUCACUUCUUCCAGGAAGAGCUGCUAGGUCUCUAUCAUCUUAUAGAUUUUUGUUUUAGCUAUAAGGUAGUUGGUAUUUUCAAUUUUGAAUCGGAAUAUGCAAUGAUGAUGUAUACUUGAUAUUUGGUUCAUUUGUAUAAUAAUGUAUGAAUUUUUUGGAUGAUAUAUAAUAUUAUUGUCGUUGAUUUUAUCA
Messenger RNA from Salvia miltiorrhiza (redroot sage), 2633 nucleotides. RefSeq names its product pyruvate kinase 2, cytosolic-like. The record is from RefSeq and is a predicted model, not a curated record. Gene Ontology annotation, cellular component: cytoplasm. The transcript has 8 exons. Lineage: Eukaryota; Viridiplantae; Streptophyta; Magnoliopsida; Lamiales; Lamiaceae. Gene Ontology annotation, molecular function: potassium ion binding; pyruvate kinase activity; magnesium ion binding. Gene Ontology annotation, biological process: glycolytic process. Bases 1507 to 2157 code for a protein of 216 amino acids.